CGGCAGAGGCUGGAGUGCCUGAGGCUGUUUCCCUGGGAGAUGGGGCCUGUGUCCCACUCCUGGCCAGCACAAUUUGAGAACAUUUGCUCUCCUGACCAACCAACGGCCCAUCCCUCCUCCACCCUCAACCCCUUGCCAUCCCCUAAGCAAACGAAGCUGAUUGUCUUAGCUGGCCCUGUGGGUGCUGGCUGGGCGGCCGGCCGCAGGCCACAGGCGGAGGUGCCACCGGCCAGAGCCCCACCAGACACACAGGGCAUUGUCCCUCGGUCAACAGCCCCUGGGCACCUCAGCCCGGCUCCUGGCCUGCCCCCACGCCCCUCACCGCCUGCCACUGCGCUAGGCUCAGCCAGCCGGGGGCCCAAGGCUCCCAGCUGAUGACGAGCCCACCCACUCACUCCCCCAGCAGCCCCCAGUUGAGCUAUAAUUGCUUCGCUCUAUCCUGUUGCUGCCAUUCUCUCGGCGGCAUCUGGGGUUCCAGGCGGGCAGCAGCUGCAGGCUGACCUUGCAGCUUGGCGGAAUGGACUGGCCUCACAACCUGCUGUUUCUUCUUACCAUUUCCAUCUUCCUGGGGCUGGGCCAGCCCAGGAGCCCCAAAAGCAAGAGGAAGGGGCAAGGGCGGCCUGGGCCCCUGGCCCCUGGCCCUCACCAGGUGCCACUGGACCUGGUGUCACGGAUGAAACCGUAUGCCCGCAUGGAGGAGUAUGAGAGGAACAUCGAGGAGAUGGUGGCCCAGCUGAGGAACAGCUCAGAGCUGGCCCAGAGAAAGUGUGAGGUCAACUUGCAGCUGUGGAUGUCCAACAAGAGAAGCCUGUCUCCCUGGGGCUACAGCAUCAACCACGACCCCAGCCGUAUCCCUGUGGACCUGCCGGAGGCACGGUGCCUGUGUCUGGGCUGUGUGAACCCCUUCACCAUGCAGGAGGACCGCAGCAUGGUGAGCGUGCCGGUGUUCAGCCAGGUUCCUGUGCGCCGCCGCCUCUGCCCGCCACUGCCCCGCACAGGGCCUUGCCGCCAGCGCGCAGUCAUGGAGACCAUCGCUGUGGGCUGCACCUGCAUCUUCUGAAUCACCUGGCCCAGAAGCCAGGCCAGCAGCCCAAGACCAUCCUCCUUGCACCUUUGUGCCAAGAAAGGCCUAUGAAAAGUAAACACUGACUUUUGAAAGCAAGACUUUGGGUUUGCUUUUUGUGGCUUCGAAGUCAAAACCACGGUCAGGGUAGGAGGUUCCUGGGAGGUAGAUUUCAGAUUAAUAUAAAGGAUGAUUUUUCAUCACUCUGAGUUCUCCAAUACUGAGGUGGCCUAUUAGAAAAUAAUGUGUUCACCUCUACCACCUAGGGCCAUUAUGUGUUUCCUUUAUUUGAGACAGGGUCUCACUCUGUCGCCCAGGGCGGAAGUCGCCCAGUCACAGCUUACUGCAGCAUCAGCCUCCCCAGGCUCAAGUGAUACUCCCACCUCAGCCACUCAAGUAGCUGGGACUACAGGUGUGUGCCACUACACCAAGCUAAUUUUUGUAUUUUUUGUAGAUAUCGGGUUUCACCAUGUUGCCCAGGCUGAUCUUCAACUCCUGGGCCUCUCUGCAGAUCAGACUUCUGCCCACCUUGGCCUCCCACAGUGUUGGGAUUACAGGUGUGAGCCACUACACCCGGCCCAUGUGUUUCCUUUAAUCUGGGUUUAUAAGUCUAUAUUUCAGCCAUGUUAAUGUAGCUUGGUUGCUAUAAACCAAUAUAGGAGUUAACAAGAGUUAACUCUACCCACUUAAGGGUCACUGGAAACAAGCUCUUUUGAGGCGGGGAGCUCCCCAUCUCUGAAAGUGUUAACACCAGGCUUCUCAAAGGUAUUAUGGAGCAGACCCCUGCUCUGGUUGGAGUAGAUGAUCUAAAAAGUCUUUUUCAGCUCUGAGAUUCUCUGCAGAUCAGACUUAGACCCAAAGAAAGGCCUCCAGGUUGCCAAAGAGCAGGUGCUUUUAACCUGGGAUAGUGCAUCCCUGAAAUUUUUAUGUAUGCACUUUUUCUGAGCUGAGGAUUCCUGGUUUUGAACAGACACUCAUAAGUUGAGGUGUCAAUGUAGAUCAUUCUUUCUUCCAGCCCUGUCCAAAAGGGGAUCUUAUUAGAUGGUUUGCUGAUAUCAGUGAUUCUCAAACUUUAGUGAGCAUCAGAAUCUCCUGGAGGGAUUGUUAAAACAGCUUGCGGGGCCCCACAUCUAGAGGUUCUGAUUCAGGUGGAGGCUGAUACUUUGCAUUUUUUUGCAGUGUUUUUCUUGCAUUUCUAAUAUAUAAACAGUUGUUCCCAGGUGAUGCUGGUGCUGCUGGUCUGGGCUCUGCACUUUGAGAACCACUGGCUUAUAUUAAGAUACUUUGUUGAUCAAAAAUGGCAGUGUGUUGGCUUACUCCUGUAAUACCAGCACUUCGGGAAGCUGAGGCAGGCGGAUUUCUUGAGCCUCAGGAAUUUGAGACCAGGCUGAGAAACAUGGCAAAACCUCAUCUCUAC
Messenger RNA from Pan troglodytes (chimpanzee), 2480 nucleotides. RefSeq names its product interleukin 17B (gene IL17B). Gene Ontology annotation, molecular function: cytokine activity. Gene Ontology annotation, cellular component: extracellular region. Bases 518 to 1060 code for a protein of 180 amino acids. Gene Ontology annotation, biological process: inflammatory response. Lineage: Eukaryota; Metazoa; Chordata; Mammalia; Primates; Hominidae. The record is from RefSeq and is a predicted model, not a curated record. The transcript is spliced from 3 exons.